AUGGCGACCUCUCUGCCAACAAAUUCACGUCCCCCUGUGUGGGACUACCCCUGCGCGCCUCCUCCUUAUCGGCAGCAAAGCCUUCCCCCGUUUUCGAUUGUGUCGUCUUUUUCGCUGGGUACUAGGUCAGCCCCUCUGUCCCAGGCCUUUUCUGCGUCUUCUCCGUCGGUUUCUUCCCCGCCUUCGACACCUCUCGUGAUUCUUCCGUACCCGUACUCGCCGCUUUAUCCGGCAUAUCCAGCGGUGCUCGGGUACGAGUGCGUAGGAGGAGGACCCCUUCCUACUCAAGGAAUCCGCCCGUUUCCGCAGGGCUGGCAGCCGCAAGCAAUGCCUCACUACGCGCCUGUUAUCUGCGGCGCUUCGCCCCGUGCGGGUAGCCUCGCAUUCAGCCUCCAUCCAGUCCCAGCCUAUUCACCCUUCUCCCUCGCUCCACCGCAGCGGCCGGCGUCGUCGUUUCAUCCCGUGGAGCUGGUGGGCGCGCAGGGGCUACAAACCGAGACUGCAUCUCGGCCCUUGCCGGAGACUGCGUCCUACAGCGUGAAGCGCAGCCCCACACAUACGGAAGACACUCCUCCAUCGAUUGAUGCUGCGUCGCGCAGUGGAGUUGCACAUGUCGCGAGCCCUGGACGCGCACUCGAGCAGACGGACCUGCGGAGAUUGGGGUUCCACAGCGAAGGAGGACAAAGUGGUCACCUAGAAGACGCGCCGCACGAAGACCUUGCCGACGAAGAGGUGGAGGAACACGGUGGACGAGGCGAGGGCGCGCGAGGCGAAGAGGAGGGAAGCGACCACUGCGGCGGAGCCCACGGGGGAGCCGGUGGGGUAUGGGGCGACGCAGGAACACAGGGGGAGGCGAGGAGUCAUGCACGAGACGAAGCAGAACGACGAGAACUCACUAAAUGUCCUUCUUCCGUUCUGCCUCCGCAACACCCCGCGAUGACAUCGACCUCUUCUGCGGAGAGGGGAAACGAGCGCCGAUGCCCCAAGUCGCCUGUUCUCCGCGUCACGGGCGUGCCUGCGGACCUGCCUCUGUGGGACCUGCAUCGCUUUUUCUCGAGUUGCACCGAAGGCGAAGGCAUCCUCGACAUUUGCCCCGAGUCUGCAGGGGUUGUGUGGGUAAAGUUUUUCAGUGAGCGCGGCGCAAGGCUUGCGGCUGAGAAGCUCUCAGGGCUCGCGGUCGUCCCCCCAGCGGACGCGAGUCCUUGCGGCGCUCAUGAGAGGUAUCAUGCACGCCCCCCCUCCGCUGCCGCCGCUUCGGUCUCUCCGCCUUCCGCUGCGUCGGCUGAGGCCUGUCGACCGUGGACCGCUCGCCACCCCCGUCUCUCUCGAGACCUUCUCCCCCCUCGCUCUUCACUCUCUCCAUCGGUGUCCUCGUCGCCCUGGUCUUCUUCCUCCUCACAGUCGCAUCAGUCUGGCUGUUCAUCACCCUCCUUCUCUUCCUUCUGGUCUCCCGCAUCUCCCUCUCUGGCCUCUUUCUACCCCCGCGCCUCGCCUUCGCUCGGGCCGCUCGGCUUUCCGCAGUCGCCAGCGAACAGCGGCUUCCACCGAAACGCCCCCAAGCCGAGGGAGAAGUCCUUCGGCGGAAGGCCCCCGUACAGGCAUAGACCGAGAGGCGCCGGAGGAGACGGGGCGGAAGGGACGCAGCCCACAGUCGGAGACCUCCGAUCCUUCGUCCAACCAGAAAGCUACGCUCCGACCGCAGUCUACGCUGCCGAUUUCACUGCUGAGUAA
Messenger RNA from Besnoitia besnoiti, 1731 nucleotides. RefSeq lists its product as uncharacterized. Bases 1 to 1731 code for a protein of 576 amino acids. The transcript has a single exon. Lineage: Eukaryota; Apicomplexa; Conoidasida; Eucoccidiorida; Sarcocystidae. The record is from RefSeq and is a predicted model, not a curated record. Gene Ontology annotation, molecular function: nucleic acid binding.